Messenger RNA from Clupea harengus (Atlantic herring), 1503 nucleotides. Its product is annotated as angiopoietin-related protein 1-like. Gene Ontology annotation, cellular component: fibrinogen complex. Gene Ontology annotation, molecular function: extracellular matrix structural constituent; protein-macromolecule adaptor activity. The coding region runs from base 1 to 1449 and encodes 482 amino acids. Gene Ontology annotation, biological process: blood coagulation; platelet aggregation; fibrinolysis. Lineage: Eukaryota; Metazoa; Chordata; Actinopteri; Clupeiformes; Clupeidae. The record is from RefSeq and is a predicted model, not a curated record. The transcript has 5 exons.
AUGGGGCCAAACGGAUGGGCCUUUCUCUGCGUCCCUCUCCUCACGGCUGUGUGCGGUCAGGCAGAGGGUCUCUCCAGGGGACCCUUCCUGGCCCGCAAACGGAGGGCACCGGCAGACGGGGGUGAGGGCGCCCCGAAAAAGUGCUCCUACACCUUUCUCGUCCCGGAGCAGAAAAUCACCGGCCCCAUCUGUGCCUCCCGGGGCCCUGCCCUGCCGGACAAGGACCGCGUGACGCGCAUGGACAUCUCCGACGUCCGCGAGCUCCUCUCCAAGCAGCAGCGGGAGAUGGACACGCUGCGGCUGGUGGUGGACGUGGACGGCAACCUGGUGAACGAGAUGAAGCUGCUGCGCAAGGAGAGCCGCAACAUGAACUCCCGCGUCACGCAGCUCUACAUGCAGCUGCUGCACGAGAUCAUCCGCAAGCGCGACAACUCGCUGGAGCUGGCCAUGCUCGAGGGCCGCAUCCUCAACGCCACGGCCGAGUCGCUGCGGCUCUCCUCGCGCUACCGCGAGCUGGAGACGCGCUUCGCCGCCAUGGCCGCGGUGGUCAACAACCAGUCGGUGCUGAUCGGGGCGCUGGAGGAGCGCUGCCUGCAGGUGUACGGCAGCCGGCGGCCCGAGUCCGGCGGGCCCCCGCUGGUGCAGGUCGUGCCGGAGAACAUUCCAGUGCACGUGCCCCGCUUUUCCAACGAGAUCCAGAGGGACCACGCACGGGCCUUUCCCCGAGACAGGGGCUCCCGGGCCGGCCCCGGUCCCACUGGAAAUAAAAAUAAAAAAAAUGAACUGAACUUAAAAGGACCGUUCCGGGACUGCUUCCAGGCGAUGCAGGCGGGUCACACCACCAGUGGGAUGUAUGUUCUGAAGCCGGACGACGGAGCGCAGCCUAUGCAGGCCUGGUGUGAGCACGACAUAGACAAUGGCGGCUGGACGGUCAUCCAGAGGAGGAAGGACGGCUCAGUGAACUUCUUCAGGAACUGGGACAGCUAUAAGAAAGGCUUUGGCAACAUAGACAGCGAGUACUGGCUGGGCCUGGAGAACAUCUACAACCUGGGCAAGCAGGGAGACUACCGGCUGCUGGUGGAGAUGGAGGACUGGAUGGAGAAGAAGGUCUACGCGGAGUACAGCAGCUUCCACCUGGAGCCGGAGAGCGAGUCGUACCGCCUGCGUUUGGGCACCUACCAAGGCAAUGCUGGAGACUCUUUGACCAGUCACAACGGGAAGCAGUUCACCACCCUGGACCGCGACAAGGAUGCCUUCGCAGGUAACUGUGCCCACUUCCAUAAGGGUGGCUGGUGGUACAACGCCUGUGGGCAAACCAAUCUGAACGGCGUGUGGUACAACGGCGGAGUCUACCGCAGCAAGUUCCAGGAUGGCAUCUUUUGGGCCGACUAUGGAGGCGGCUUCUACUCCAUGAAGGGUGUACGCAUGAUGAUCCGACCCAUCGACUAAGGCCCCACAGACAGACCGGGGCAGGUCAGGGGGGGUCGCUCAGCACCGCCCCCC